GGCGGGUCUUCGAGAAUUUUUAGCUUCUGGAACCAAAACGUGGGCUUUCCUCGGAUGUCUUCGGCAUCUACAUCACCCGACAGAGACACGACAAGAACACCUGAUGCUUAUGCGCGUUCUUCCCUGUAUUCUUCUGUUUCCACGUCGCCGGACGGAGUUUUCAGAAAGUUUCUCGAAGGAUCGCCGCCGAAAUGGAACUACUUCAAUCGAAAUGUGCAGUCUGUGUUGCUGUCUUCGAAUUCUGCAUCACCCAGAAGAGAUUUUGUCAUCAACUCGGACGAAUCUUUUAGGAAUUCGAAUCCUUCUGUAGAGAAUCCAGAGUUUUGUAGAAGUGUACAAAGUGAAUUAGCUCCUCCUCCUCCUCGACGGCCACCGCCUCCUCCUCCGCCACAGCCGCCGUGUAGAGUGCCUGAGCCACCGCCUCUUGUCCCGCCAUCGCAGCCCUUUGUGGUCCAAAAGCCUGGGAAAAGGAUAUCUUUCUCUGAACUACCACCGAUUUCUUCUGAAACAACAGCGAAACCAAAGCCGAAGCUGAAACCUUUGCAUUGGGACAAAGUUCGAGCAAAUCCUUGUCAGAGAACUGCGUGGGAUCAUCUUGGUUCGAGCUCGUUCAAGUUGAACGAGGAGAUGAUAGAAUCCUUGUUUCUUGCGAACCCUUCGGGUUCAAACGCAAAACCGAGAAUCCUACGCGCUGAUGAUCCGAUGCUAAAUCGAGAAAACAGAGUUUUAGAUCCGAAAAAGGCUCAGAACAUCGCUAUUCUUCUUAGAGCGCUUAAUCUCACUACUAAGGAUGUCUGUCAGGCCCUUACAGAUGGUGAUUCUGAUGCACUCGGGAUUGAACUUCUUGAGAGUUUAUCAAGAAUGGCUCCGGAUCAAGAAGAGGAGCGGAAGUUAAAGGAGUACAAAGAUGGUUCAUUGAUCAGACUUGGCCCAGCCGAAAAAUUUCUCAAGGAAGUGCUCGAUGUGCCUCUCGGGUUCAGACGGGUUAAGGCAUUGCUCUACGUGGCAAAUUUUGUCUCCGAGAUCGAAUACCUGAAAAGGUCAUUCGAAGUUAUACGGGCUGCUUGUGAGGAACUACAGAACAGCAGAAUAUUCUCGAAAAUUCUCGAAGCUGUCCUAAAGACGGGAAACAAGAUGAAUGAUGGAACAAGCCGAGGUGAUGCUCGUGCCUUCAAACUCGACACACUACUCAAGCUCAUCGAUGUCAAGGGUAGAGAUGGAAGAACCACACUGUUGCAUUUCGUCCUGCAGGAGAUCAUAAAAUCGGAGGGCACCCGCCUUGCAGAAACAGGCAAAGAUUUAGAUCCUUCCAUAAAUGACGAAAAGGAUGAAGCUCGACGCUGGAAACUUGGAUUGCAAGUAGUCUGGAAUCUAAGUUCAGAGCUGACCCAUGUCAAGAAAUCUGCAGCCAUUGACCACUCUUCCCUGAAAACCGACAUCUCAAAGCUUUCUCAAGGAAUGAACGAUCUAAGCGAGGUUCUGCGGGUAAGUGAGGGUGGUAAUGGAUCGAAUGAAGGGCAGUGGCAGAAAUUCAGGGAGUCAAUGCGUCGGUUCUUGGAAACCGCAGUAGAGGAGAUUAGGAAGAUCGAGACAGAAGAAAGUUCUGCGCUUUCUGCAGUGAAGGAGAUAACAGAGUACUUCCAUGGAGAUUCGGCGAAGGAAGAAGCUCAACCGUUUAGAAUCUUCAUUGUCGUGAGAGACUUUCUUGCCAUACUAGGUCGAGUGUGCAAGGAGAUGGGGGAAACAAGAGAUCAGACAAUCCUCGGCUUCUCACAUUGAUUUCACUUGCAGUGAAGGCCCAAGUCUGUUGUUUUAGUAAGAGAUUGAUUUGAUCAGAGAUUAUGUAUCGUUUUGUCUGUUGGUGAAUCGAUCGAACUACGUGGUCGAGAAGAUGCCCAAGUCUGUUGUUUUAGUAAGAGAUUGAUUUGAUCAUGACGAUGUAUUCAGGAAAAACCUGUCUGGUCCGAAAGAUUUCUGGUGUCAGAAUCAUAUAUAUACAUCCAUGUA
This is a messenger RNA of Tarenaya hassleriana, 2007 nucleotides long. RefSeq names its product formin-like protein 10. Gene Ontology annotation, molecular function: actin filament binding. Lineage: Eukaryota; Viridiplantae; Streptophyta; Magnoliopsida; Brassicales; Cleomaceae. The annotation marks the transcript as partial. The record is from RefSeq and is a predicted model, not a curated record. Gene Ontology annotation, biological process: actin nucleation; actin cytoskeleton organization. The transcript is spliced from 4 exons.